GGACGGGCCCGAGCCGGGCGGGGGGGGGAGUUUAUCCCACUAGAAGGGAACAGUUUCUCCCGCUGAGACUUGACAGCGCCAGGGAUUACAAUGGUUGACACAGAAAUGCCGUUUUGGCCCAUUAAUUUUGGAAUUAGUCCAGUGGAUCUGUCUGCAAUGGAUGAUCAUACACAUUCCUUUGACAUAAAGCCGUUUACCACCGUUGAUUUUUCAAGCAUUUCUUCACCACACUAUGAAGAUAUUCCUCUUGCAAGAACUGAUCAGACAAGCAUUGAUUAUAAAUAUGAUAUCAAGCUCCAGGACUGCCAAAGUGCAAUCAAAAUGGAGCCUCCUUCCCCACCCUAUUUUUCAGAAAAAGUUCAGUUGUACAAUAAACCUCAUGAGGAGUCUUCCAACUCCCUUAUGGCUAUUGAAUGCCGUGUGUGUGGGGACAAGGCCUCUGGAUUUCAUUAUGGUGUGCAUGCAUGUGAGGGUUGUAAGGGCUUUUUUCGAAGAACAAUCAGAUUAAAGCUAAUAUAUGACAGGUGUGAUCUUAAUUGCCGCAUCCAUAAGAAAAGCAGAAAUAAAUGCCAAUACUGCAGAUUUCAGAAAUGCCUUGCCGUUGGAAUGUCACAUAAUGCCAUCAGGUUUGGGCGAAUGCCACAAGCGGAGAAGGAGAAGCUCUUGGCAGAGAUUUCCAGCGACAUCGACCAGUUAAACCCUGAAUCUGCUGAUCUACGAGCACUUGCCAAGCAUUUGUAUGACUCAUACAUAAAGUCCUUCCCUCUGACCAAAGCCAAGGCGAGGGCGAUCUUGACAGGAAAGACGACAGACAAAUCACCAUUUGUUAUUUAUGACAUGAACUCUUUGAUGAUGGGAGAAGAUCAGAUCAAGUGCAAGCAUGUGUCACCGCUGCAGGAGGAGAACAAAGAGGUAGCAAUUCGCAUUUUCCAGAGAUGUCAGUUUCGCUCAGUGGAGGCAGUGCAGGAGAUUACAGAAUUUGCCAAGAACAUUCCAGGUUUUGUGAAUCUUGACCUGAAUGAUCAAGUAACUCUCCUGAAAUAUGGGGUCCAUGAGAUCAUAUAUACUCUCCUGGCUUCUCUGAUGAAUAAAGAUGGAGUUCUUAUAUCUGAUGGACAAGGAUUCAUGACACGAGAGUUUCUGAAGAGCCUGAGAAAACCUUUUUGUGACUUUAUGGAACCCAAGUUUGAGUUUGCUGUGAAGUUCAAUGCACUGGAAUUAGAUGACAGUGACCUGGCAAUAUUUAUAGCUGUCAUUAUACUAAGUGGAGAUCGCCCAGGUUUGUUAAAUGUGAAGCCCAUUGAAGAUAUACAAGACAAUCUGUUGCAAGCUUUGGAGCUCCAGCUGAAGCUGAAUCAUCCAGAAUCAUCACAGCUGUUUGCAAAGUUGCUUCAGAAAAUGACGGACCUCAGACAGAUUGUAACGGAACAUGUGCAGCUGUUGCAAAUAAUAAAGAAAACGGAGACAGAUAUGAGUCUUCAUCCACUCCUACAAGAAAUCUAUAAAGACUUAUAUUAAUGACCAUAGUAGUUCUAAUUCGCUGACAUAAUGUAUGUUUUUCAGAUUGCACUAUUUCUUUGAGGGAAAACUUUGCAUACCUAAGAAAUUACUGUGAAACAGCAUUUAAAGAGAGAGAGCUUAGUAUAGUAGAUCUAUUUUAUGCAUAUUGUUUAUAAAGACACAUUUACAAUUUACUUUUAAUAUUAAAAAUAUCUAUAUCAUGAAAUUGUUGGCAGUAUUUUCAGAAUUAAUUUUUUAAACUAUCUUAUUUCUUAAAAUUGCUUGUCCAGUAUGAUUGAUGCUUCACUGAAGUUGGUUAAGCAUGCAGUUAAAUUUUCAACUUAAAAAUAAAAAUCUUUCUCCUUAAACAUUUCUAGGGAAACAUUUUAACUAUUAUGUUUGAUUUUGUGCUCCCAAGGCAGCAGCAAAAUAAAAUAAAACUGAAUCACA
Molecule: messenger RNA, 1950 nt
Organism: Harpia harpyja (harpy eagle)
Lineage: Eukaryota; Metazoa; Chordata; Aves; Accipitriformes; Accipitridae
Gene: PPARG
Product: peroxisome proliferator activated receptor gamma
Exons: 7
Coding region: 91-1518 (475 amino acids)
Biological process (GO): positive regulation of transcription by RNA polymerase II; cell differentiation; regulation of lipid metabolic process
Cellular component (GO): nucleus
Molecular function (GO): zinc ion binding; nuclear receptor activity; RNA polymerase II cis-regulatory region sequence-specific DNA binding
Source: RefSeq, a predicted model, not a curated record